AGCUUAUGCUCAAAUAAAUUGGUUAGUCUCUGAGGUGCCACAAGUACUCCUUUCCUUUUUGUAGGAUAGCUGUUUAUCAUGGUCUUGCUGUGUCAAUUACUUUCCUUAUUUCCAGACACUAUGCAAUAACUGGACAAGUUGUUUGCAUAUACAACUGGAAUCAACUCCACACAGUAAGAAACUUGGAGUACUACAGUUUCAGGAGGACCUCUGGGGGCAGUGAUCUCAGAGCAUGUGUAUUGUGAGUUAUUGCACCUGGUUGAAGGAGAGAAGGAAGAUCUAUUUAUUUACAAAAACGUCCUUUCUCCUAAACGUUCAUUAGUUAUUGGAAUUACACAAAGGAUCAGAAGAAUCAAAGUAAAGUCACAGAGUUGACUGAUCUAUUUUCAGUCUGUUGGCUUUUGUGAUGUCAUAAUUGCAUGAGUUUUCCAGUAAUGACAGUAUCUUCCAGGGCUGAUAAGAACUGAAUUUCUAAUGCAGAAAAACAAAAAUAUUUUAGGCAUUGUUUAAAUAAACAGAGGAAAGGGGACAAACAAAGUUUUUUUUUUUCUUUGCUGGUUACUUAUGGAUAGUGAAAUAUUGUUAAUUAGACCCAACUUAGCCACUUUUGGAGUGUCAGUGAUUGUCCUUAACACUGCUCAGUGUUUCUUAUUAUAUCUUGUCAGGAUUCUUUAAUUGUGCUGCAAAGCCAAUACAGAAGACAGUUCUGCAGAAAAUGCUGGACUCCACAAUUUGUUGCAGAUGUCAAAGAUCGUAUCUCCAUAAGGAGUGCUAACCCUCAUAUGAACUCCUUAGCAGCAUCCCUAUAACAUCUAUGCACACAAUUGCCAUAAAGAAUGCAUCGAUUAGGACUGCAUUUGCUGUAUGCAAGUCUACCCAUCAUGUCAGUCUCCAGUCAAUACUGCACCAGAAUAGACAGCAAGCACUGGCAUAACAGUUGCAAUGGUACAGUCAGUCUUGCCAUCAGCAUCCUGUUGUGCAGAUUGCCUCACCAACCUUAUGUAAACUUCUUGGAAUUGGCCACCAUGAUGAACCAAGGUUUGCUUCAUCAUACAGGGGUAGCCUUUAUAGCCAUGCAAGGAUAGUGAGACUUUUGUUGCAACCAUGUGAGUCUAUGUGCUAAAUUAACUACAGAAGCGACAGCUACCCCCAAAGACAUUUUACAGUAUUUUUUUAAACAGGUACAGAAAAGAAUAUGUUAAACACUUACAACAUUUCAACUUUUAUAUAUUUUCAACUUCAACUGAAUUAUAGCCCCAAAUUUGUUACUGAGAAGUUAAGUAAUACACCUUCAGAUGGCUCCAAUACAGUUUUUCAGCAUAUGGCUUUUCCUGUGUUGAAUGAAAGAGCAUUUUCUGAAUUGAAAAGUGUAAUUUGGAAGAAAUUUGGACCAAAUUGCCUUCAAUUUUUUUAAUUUAACUGUAAAUAUUACAUAUAAGUUGAAUAUGAGUAAUGAUUUUCAUAAAAUAACCAACUUUCAAGGCAACGGAGCACUGUAACUGAAUUCCUUAAUUAUAAUUAAUACAAGAAACUACCCACCCCAAUUUUAAUUAAUAGUAUCAACAGAACAUGUAAUUGUUUUAUUGUUUUCGGGGUUUUGUUUUGUUUUUUGCAAUCCCCAGCCCUUGUCCUGCAAACCUGCACGUAACUAAUUUUACUCCUGUUGUGUAGUUCCACUGAUAAGUGCACAAGGGCUUGCAGGAUUUGGGCCUUUAACCACAAUCUUGCAAAAAUAUAUCAUAUGCAAGUGAGUAAAUGUUUGCACUAUUGAAUUUCCUAAGUAAAAGAAUGGUAAGUUGCAAAAUAGCACAUACCUAUUCAAAGAUCAUAAACCAGUUGAUUGAGAAAGAUAGCAACAAGAACACUGUCAACAAAAUGAGUCACAUCGCUGCUCCAUGUCAACAACGGCAAUGUGAAUACUGUAAGUAUUAGCUAAGAUGGUCAGGGAUGCAACCACAGGCUCCAGGUGUCCCCAACCUCUGACUGCCAGAAGCUGCAGACUGGAAAACGGGAUGGAUCCUGUUCUGUUCACUCCCUCUGAGUUAUCUGGCACCUGCCACUGUCAGAAGACAAGAUACUGGGCUGGAUGCACAGGGGCCUGCGCAGGCAUUUACAUUUGACUGCUUUUGGAGAGGCACAUUAAAUACAUGAUGUUAUGAGGAAGUACAGUACAUCCUCACUAUAACAAAGCCCUGGGGAUCCAAGGCAUUUGGCCAUUAUAGCCAGGGGUUCAUUAUAGCAAAAGAGGGUGGGGGGGAACAGCUCCCUUGGCCACAAGGGGAGCUCAGCUCCCCUGGCUGCUGGAGAGAGAGAGGGCCGGAAGAGCUCGCUCUCUCCCUCCCCUGGGGCCAGAGGAGCUCUGUGCCCCUGCCUGCCCCCCCUUGUACACACCUCUGGCUGGAUGGACCCUUGCUCUGACCUGACCCAGUAGGUCCUUAAGCGGUGGUCCAGACCUGUGAAAGAUCAAUGGUCAUUCGUCCAAUGCCUCAUAUUUUGUUGAUUUCCAUUUCGGUCGAUGUAAGGCUUCAUUGCACGAUGUCACGGCAUGGGCUGUUUGCAGGAAAUGUGACCCCCCCCCCCCGCCCUGAUUUCUUCAUUUCACUCAUUACCGCCAGUCUGCAUGUUUGCUUUUCUAACGGGGUGCCCAGCUCACGAGCAGCAGCAACAACCCGCGCCCCCAAAGCAGAAAAAGCGCGCAGCCCGCACGCCUCGCGCUGCGCCCUGUCUUGCUUCUUGCUGACGGCUGCACGGUGCAGGGCGGAACCCGGCGGCACCGCUCGCGUGGCUGCUGCCGCCCACUGCCCGGGACUGCCCCGGGUUUCUUCCCCUGGCCUGCCGCAGGGCCGCGCUCCGCAGGGUGCCCGGCGGCUACCGCUCCUCCCGGGGCGCGGGGGCCGGGCAGAGCCAGGGGCGCUGCGUGGACGCUGCGGUGGCUGGCCGGACUCGGGAGCGGCUCCCCUCGCUGCGCCCGCGGCCACCUCGCAAGCGAAACCAGGAUUUUCUGCAUUUCUGUGCCGUCAUUCAUCUCAAAGAUUCCCAAAGCAUCUAACCGCACAACCCAUAGGGUGGGAUGACUUCUUGCACCACUGAAAUGCAGCAAGCUCCGGGACUGGUAGUGAAACUGUAAUAGGACAUGGCAACCAGCUUACAGCUUUAUAAGAAAAGUACAUUUCCUCCUCUUCUGAAUAUUUAUCAGCCGUCACAUUGCAGGAAUCAGAAUGACAAAACCCCCAAAAAGAUGAUGAAAGAUGACACCGGGAAGAAGAGGAACAACAAAUCAUCAUUUAGUGAUGAAGACAAGGAAGAUGCAAUGAAACAGGCCCUGCUAGAACAGCGCCAUCUUGAAAACUACAAAAAUCUAUACAGGCUGAGAAAUGCCAUGUACGUGCGUUACAGGGAUUUGUUGAACAAGAAAGUUCAAAAGCAACGAAUUCAGAUCCAAAUGUCUGAUCUCAACUUCAAGCAAACUCUUGAACAGCAAGGAAGAAAAAAGUGUAUCCCUGGACAUCAAGUGCCCUACUGCAAAUUGUCUCACGAUGCUAAGUACCUCAAGUCUAUUCCACAGUCCAGUAAUUACCUGAUUAUAGGAUUGCAGAAUGAGUUAACUAGACAUGGAAUCUUAAAGAACCAGCAAGAUUAUGAAGACUUUUGGACACUGAUCCUAGAGGGCACUCACGGUUCACGGUUCAAAGAAAAACUUCAGGCUAUAAAAUCAAAAAUGGUUGCAGCUAAGUCUUUUCCUUCGCAUCCUGUUGUGAGAACCGGUGUAGCACAGUCAGCCAAUGUCCUUCUGAGCAACCGAUGUGGGCAGCUGAAAAUGAGCUCAGCUUCUCCACCAGGAUCAGUGUCCUGCCAACUUCCAGCUCAUCAUCCAAGUAAACACAUGAAGGCCCAAGAAGAAACUGAGCAAAUAUUUCCUAAGCUGCUGCUUUCUUGGCUUUCUGAAUUGCAGAAAAGGCCUGAAGAGCAAUCCAGAACUCAGGAGGUGAGCAAACCUUGCAAAAGGACUGGGAAGCAUUUCCACCAUGAACGACAUCUGAUUUACUUGCAUCAUAUGUAUCAUCUCGCCCUUCUUAAUAUGACGUCUUCCAAGAGGCUGCUGGAGAAAAAUGGCCAGUUUGCAGUUGCUGAAAAGAGCACAGUGUCCAUGAUCUGAUGGAAUACUUGUUUCCAAGUCAUCAUAAACAACCUGGAAACAGCUCCACUGAAAGAGGGAUAGAGGGAAGCACAUUUCCCAUUUUGCUAGAUAGGAAACCGCAUGAGCAAUGUCACAGGGGCUUCUCCAAAACACGCCUAGUUUUUAAAGAAAUGAAAAACAAUUCAAAGGAGAAACAACAUGAAAAUAAAGGAGCUGUUGAAAUGUGAGUAUGCUACAUGCUUUGCCUAUGCUCUUUAAUUUAGACUGGAAAUAGAAAUUUGUUAUAUGAUAUAUAAUAAGGGUCCCAUCCCCUUAUUCCUUUUGUAAAUUUUACUUGAAACAUUGCAGCUCUUAAGAGUGAUCACACAUUAAAAUACAUGUAGGUGUGAGCUUUCAAAUAUCCUCACUGGUGAAUAUUCAGAGCAUCACACCCUGGUGCUUGCUUCUGAAGUUAAGAUUAAACCUGCUGUGCAAACUCAGGAUACAUUUUAAAAUGUCCAUAAUUUUGUUAUUUUGAAACUAGAUCUCUUCAAGCAAAGCACAUACUCCUCAUGCAGGACUAUGUGCCAUGCAUACCAAGUUGGAAAUUUUAAAAUCAAGCUGAUAUCGAGUUUAUCUGACUGUAGGAAUGCUUGUUAAUAUAUUUCUUACCAGUCAACUGUUCUCAUGUGCAAAUAAAAUCCAUGUUAUCUA
Chelonia mydas (Green sea turtle) is the source of this 4831-nucleotide messenger RNA. RefSeq lists its product as uncharacterized. The transcript has 14 exons. The coding region runs from base 3134 to 4156 and encodes 340 amino acids. The record is from RefSeq and is a predicted model, not a curated record. Lineage: Eukaryota; Metazoa; Chordata; Testudines; Cheloniidae.